Molecule: messenger RNA, 1921 nt
Organism: Rhopalosiphum padi (bird cherry-oat aphid)
Lineage: Eukaryota; Metazoa; Arthropoda; Insecta; Hemiptera; Aphididae
Product: protein FAM98A
Exons: 2
Coding region: 291-1781 (496 amino acids)
Cellular component (GO): tRNA-splicing ligase complex
Source: RefSeq, a predicted model, not a curated record
GUAAUAUAUUAAAAUAAAUAAAUAUUUUAAACUAUAAUAUAAUGUUAUAAUAUAUUUAUAUACAUAUUAUUUAGUAUAUAUUCUAUAAUCGACUAUCGAGUUCAGUAGUCACCACUCACCGGCUUUUGAUAAAUUAUUAACUUAGAACUUUCUACUAAUAAUAAAUAAUAACUAAUAAUUAGUCUCAUGUUUAUUAUUUCACUCACAAACCCCGGUGAUAAGUGAUUACUUUUAAUACUUUUCAAUAUUUCAAGUACAAACGUGUUCCGGUUCAAAAGUUGUAAAUAAUAAUGGAAACAUUCAUUUUGGAAGAUUUGAGAAAUUUAGGAAAAUCUAUUUCAGCUAAAGAAUUUAAAAAAGUAAUUAAUGGUGGACCAAAAUCCAUUAAGUAUACUCAAUUAGUUGAAUGGAUAACCAAGGAAAUUCAGAUAUUAUUGGGACUAGAAGAACAUGUAAAUUCUAUAAGCUCUGAAGCAGAUUCUAGUUCAUUUUUAUUGGAAGUUAGUAGCUUCUUAAAAGAAUCUGGUUGUUCUUAUAACACUCUUAUUGCAGGCAACUUUGAAGAUCGUUUAAAUUCAGAUGAAAACAAGUUACUUUUAUUAGAUUAUUUAAUUGGUGAAUUAAAAGCAUCUCGAAUAAUAAAUGCUAGCACCACAAAAUGUAAUAUGCAAGUGACAUUAAUUGAAAGCAGUACAUCUAAAUAUGUUAAAGAGAUUUUAAUGACAUUAAAAUGUCCUAAGCCACCGCAAGAUAUUAGCACGUCUUCUUUAUUUAACAAAAUUAAUACAAAAUUGCAAGAUCUUCUAAAAACUGUUCCAUCUGCAUUAAUUGGAAAGUCAUUAGUUAGUAAUUCAUAUAGUAGUGAACAAUGGAAAUAUAUUAAUAAUAGUAUAGAACUUCUUAAUGAAGAGUUUAACAUACGAAGUUCAAUGUUGUUAACAAGACUUGAUGUAACAGUACAAUCAUUUAAAUGGCCCGACAGACUAAAAAAUAAAAAACAAAAAUUGGAUGAAAUUUACCAAACUAGAUUAAAUAUAAUAAAUAAAUUACCUAAUUUUUGUGUAUCUGAUUUUCUGUCGGCUAGAGAUGAUUUGGCAAUUGUUGAAAAAACUUCUAGUACAUUAGCUGUUCAAAAUACAAAUUCAUCUGUUAACAAAGUUAUGAUUGGUCAGGUGCCUGAUAGAGGUGGAAGACCAAAUGAGCAACAAGCACCACCUCCUGAGAUGCCUAGUUGGCAGCAAAGAACACAGUCACAAGGUGGUAGAGGUAGUCAAUCAAAUAGAGGUGUACAGUUCAACAAUAGAGGAGGUCGAGGUGGAGGUCCACAAACUAGAGAUAAUCCAUCAUAUAGAAACUCUAAUACUGGUGGUUUUCAAGGUGGAUCUAAUGUUUACCAGAUGACUGAUGGAUUUCAGUCAAUCAGUGUUGGCAAUGAAAACAGAAAUUUCCAUCAAAAUAAUAGACGAGGACGAGUGCAAGGUGGUUGGAACAAUAAUCAGUCUAGGGAUUUCCACAGUGGGAAUUUUCAUGAUGGGCAGAAUAGGGCGUACGAUAAUUAUAGUCAAGGAGCCCAUCAAAAUACCGGAUAUGAUAAUAAUAGAUAUCAAGGUACAUCGAAUGAAAGACAAUGGAGUCAAGAACCUCAGAAUCAUUAUGGAAAUAGUCAAGAUCAGUAUGAUGGCAAUAAUAGACAGUAUAACGACACGAAUAAACGUGGUUACUCCAAAAGAGGUAGAGGUCAUAAUGGACAAACAUAUUACAAUCAACAAAGAAAUUAUUGAAUUGAUUGAUUAACAUUUAUUACUAAGUAAUUUAUAUUAUUACAAACUUACCCUAUUGUUUUUAACAAAACUAAACUAUUAAUUCAAAGUUUGUAUAAGAUUUUGUAUAUUUGUACAAUCAAAACAUGAGUUUCCUUGAA